Messenger RNA from Lotus japonicus, 2129 nucleotides. RefSeq names its product VAN3-binding protein-like. Bases 243 to 1646 code for a protein of 467 amino acids. Lineage: Eukaryota; Viridiplantae; Streptophyta; Magnoliopsida; Fabales; Fabaceae. Gene Ontology annotation, biological process: leaf vascular tissue pattern formation; auxin-activated signaling pathway; phloem or xylem histogenesis. The record is from RefSeq and is a predicted model, not a curated record. The transcript is spliced from 7 exons.
CAAAAUAUUUGACCUUUUUUCAAGACUGAGACUGACACACCAUACCAUUACGAUCGGCUGCUUUGUCCCUCUUGUAUUCAUUCCACCCUCUGCCCUCUGCUCUGCUUUUUCCAUUCCCUCUCUCUCUCUCUCUCUCUCUCUCUCUCUAUAAAGCACACACCCCACACUUUCACUGGACACCAUUUUCUCACUCUUUCAACUCUUCACCUUUCUCUGUUUCUCUCUGCAUUUCUCAAACCCAAAUGGACAAGGCACAAACCGAACCAUGGCGACCCGACCCACUUCACAUGUUCCGGCCACCGGAGACACCGCGUGAGUCGAUGGAGUUCCUCUCUCGUUCAUGGAGCGUCUCAGCUAUGGAGGUCUCCAAGGCUCUGUCUCCAGCAACUUCCAAAGCGGCACCAAAUGUCACCGGCGGCGUUUCGAUACAGGAGGACGUAGCCGGCGAAGUUGAAGAAGCUGCCACUGUUUCCGGACACCCUUUUUCCUUUGCUUCCUCUGAGACCUCUCAGAUGGUCAUGGAACGCAUCCUGUCACAAUCUGAGGUAUCUUCUCCACGAACCUCAGGGAGGCUCUCUCACAGUAGUGGCCCUCUGAACGGAAAUCAAAGCUGUGGUUCCGAUAGCCCCCCUGUUUCACCCUCUGAAAUCGAUGAUAUCAAGUUUUGCCGUGUCAACAACAGCAGCAGCGGUAAUUUCAGGGCUGCCGUGGCCGCUGCUGCGGGGCCUGGUGGUGUCGGCGGCAGCAAGACGGUAGGGAGGUGGCUCAAGGAUAGGAAGGAGAAGAAGAAAGAGGAAACCAGGGCCCACAAUGCUCAGCUCCAUGCGGCUGUUUCAGUUGCCGGUCUUGCCGCUGCGGUUGCGGCUAUCGCUGCUGCCACGGCUGCCUCGUCGGCGUCCACCAAGGAUGAGCAUAUGGCGAAGACCGAUAUGGCGGUGGCUUCUGCGGCAACCCUUGUGGCGGCCCAGUGUGUGGAGGCAGCAGAGGCCUUAGGGGUGGAGCGUGAGCACCUCGCCUCGGUGGUCAGCUCCGCCGUCAAUGUUAGAUCAGCCGGUGAUAUCAUGACUUUAACUGCAGCAGCAGCUACAGCUUUGCGUGGGGCUGCAACAUUAAAAGCUAGGGCCUUGAAGGAUGUUUGGAAUAUUGCAGCUGUUAUUCCUGUGGAGAAGAAUUUAGGGGGUGGUGGUAGUGGGAAUAGUGGUAGCAAUGGAAGUUCUAAUAGUAGUUUCAGUGGUGAGCUUCCCCUAGAGGAGAAUUUCUUGGGUAUUUGUAGUAGAGAAUUGCUAGCCAGAGGUGGUGAUCUUCUCAAGCGCACACGCAAAGGUGAUCUUCAUUGGAAAGUUGUAUCUGUGUAUAUAAACAAAAUGAAUCAGGUUACUGUGAAAAUGAAGAGCAAGCAUGUUGCUGGGACCUUCACCAAAAAGAAAAAGAAUGUGGUGAUUGAAGUGAUCAAAGAUAUGCCUGCCUGGCCCGGCCGCCACUUGCUGGAAGGCGGUGAGAAUCGUCGCUACUUUGGGCUUAAAACUGUGACGCGCGGUGUUGUUGAGUUUGAGUGCGUAAAUCAGAGGGAGUAUGAUGUUUGGACUCAGGGCGUGACUCGGCUUCUUUCCAUUGCUGCAGAAAAGAACAACAGAAACAGAAUAUGAGCUUCUGUUAGAUUGUGAAGUAGAAACACGUUUUGGCAAUAGGGAAAAUAUAGGAUCAAUGGUGCUCUCUACACUGUGGAUCUUUUUGACACAUGGUGGGGUUUUGGUCAUUGUAAAAAGGGUAAACUAAAGGCAAAGUUAUGUCAGAUGGGGGUGACUUUAACCUAGGGGAAAAUGUAUAUGGGGAUUUGAAUGAUGUAAUUUUUUGAAUGCUAAGUGAUUGAACCAAAGUGAGCCAUGAUCCUUUUGUUCUUUUCACUGUUUUGGAAAGGAAAUGAGUACCUAGGACUGGGGGGCCAGUCAAAAAAGAAUUGGAAAGAAUCAUGUUGGAGGGGAUGCAUAAAUUUGAAGACAAAUAAACCCUGUUAUUCUAUUUGUGUUGUGUGUACAUUUAGGUUUUGAGCUUGUAAAAAAGUGGUCAAAAGUGUAGAUUUUCAUGUGAUUUAGAAUAAACAAUUAGGAGGUUAGGCUCCCCAUUGGAUC